Anopheles darlingi is the source of this 1730-nucleotide messenger RNA. RefSeq lists its product as uncharacterized. Gene Ontology annotation, biological process: apoptotic process; proteolysis. Lineage: Eukaryota; Metazoa; Arthropoda; Insecta; Diptera; Culicidae. The record is from RefSeq and is a predicted model, not a curated record. The transcript is spliced from 3 exons. Bases 39 to 1730 code for a protein of 563 amino acids. Gene Ontology annotation, cellular component: cytoplasm.
UACUAGCUGCUGUCCGUGAAGUAGAUGCUGAUCAAGAAAUGUCAUCAUUGCGCAACAUGGAAAACGUACACCAGAACGACGAAACGGACGCCAUUGUGUUAAGACAUUCCGAAUCUACACAAGCGAAUAGUGAACCUAUUGCACAACGGUGUGGUAUAGUUGCUGCUAAUCCAGACGACGAGUAUUCUAUGAACCACAAGAAACGAGGUAUUGCUAUCAUUAUAAAUCAAGAAAAUUUUAAUUGCACACUGAAGCUGCCUACACGAAAAGGCACCAACAAGGACCGAGACGAUGUCCGUAAGGUUCUAGAGAAGCUGCAAUUCCAAGUACGAGUUUUGAAUGAUCCUUCUAAAUCCACACUCUUCAAAGAAUUGGAAAAAAAUGCCAAGGAAGACCACACAAACAGUGAUUGCCUUGUGGUUAUAGUGAUGACCCACGGUGGUCCAGGUGUACUGUAUGCUAAAGACGAAGCCUACAACAUUGACGAACUAUGGAAUAAGUUCACCGGAGACUCUUGUAAAACGCUUCAUGGAAAGCCGAAACUGUUUUUCAUACAAGCGUGUCGCGGCGAAAAAUUAGACACAAUGGAAUGUGACACGGUUGAUGCUCGAGAUACAUCGAAGACAAAACGUGCUACAUACACCAUUCCCACAAUGGCCAACCUGCUGGUAAUGUACUCGAUCUACGAUGGUUCAUGGUUUAUACAAUCGCUUUGCGCCGCGCUUAAUAACCAUGGCCACCGUAAAGAAUUGCUACGAAUACUAACAGUGGUAUCGCGGAACGUUGUGAAUAACUAUCUAAAAUUCGAACCGGAUAGCGAAAAAAUGAAUGCCUUGAAGCAGAUGCCUUGUAUUGUUUCAAUGCUUACAAAGGCAGUCUAUUUCCGCCAGAAAUCUAUAUCGGAUAAACCCCUUGAUGGUGAAAACGUCAGUAGCGUGGAUUCUGAUGACUUGUACAACAAUCGUGAACUAAGUAACACUAAUCCAACGCCUCAUAACCUUUUUCUUAAGCCCCUAAAAAAAACGUUGUUUAAGAAUCCACCUUCCUACACAACGGAAGGCAUGCAACAAAAGGCGUACAUCUUCCAUCAUCACUCAUUUGAAGUAGAUUCUUUCAGCAAUGGUCGCAAAAGUGGAAUUGAAGAUCCAGAUAACCUAAAAGCUACCUUCGAAAAUUUGGGAUUCAGCGUGCAUGAUCCGAUCAAAGAUCUAAAGCUGUGCGAGCUGCGAGCAAAGAUGGACAGUAUAGCUUCAGAAAAUCAUGAGGACACAGGAUGUGUUUUGUUUGUGAUAAUGACAUGCGGAGAGAAGAAUUUGCUUUUCGCUAAAGACCGUGCAUAUCCAAUAACAGAGUUAUUGGAUAGAUUUUCAAACACCAAGUGUCCAACGCUAUCUGGCAAACCUAAGGUGUUUCUCAUACAGGCGUGUACGAAGGGCAUAACCAAUCCUGCAAUCGAUCCUCCCAUAGACGUGCUAGUAAUGUACUCUUCCUACAUUGAGAACACCAAUCCAAGCGACUCGGAAGCACAGCUCCUACAAACUGUGUUCAUUGAAACGCUUCUCGAGGUGCUUAAGGCCUACGAUAAAAAGGAGGAUAUCAACAGCAUUCUCGACAGCGUCAGGCGCCUUGUAGUCAAUCAGCUGAUCGAACAGGAUCCUGCGAAUAGGGAAACUCGAGAGUAUCCAAGCACGAUUCUUAUGUCGAUGCUCACCAAAAGCCUAAAACUUUGA